UUUUACCCUAAAAGUGUUUUUAGUGAAAGAGAAAAUUACUCAGGCUUAGAAGAUUACCAAUCAAUUUUGGUUAAGUAUAGAAAUCUACUUAUCAUGCGUAAUACAGAAGCUGAGUUUUUAGCAGAAAAAUUUAGAAAGGAGUGUUCCGAUUUGGAAAAAAUUGAUCAAAAGGUUGUUGAAACUUUACGUCAGACCAAUUCCGAGUUGACUACGACUGUAACAGAGCAGGCUUCGGAAAUUAUACAUAUAAGAAAGCAACUCCAAGAGUUUUGCUUGCAACAUUCUCCCGGUGACAAAGACGCAAAAGCUAAUGAAGCUCACAGGGAAGUAAUUGAUGAACUUAAACAGUUACUUGAAAAAGAGAGACACGCAACUAAAGAACAAACUUUUAAAUACAAAGAGCUUCUACAAAAAAUUACGGAAAUAGAGAAAAGACAUGAAUUACAGAUUUUUAAAUUAAAUGAGCAACUUUGUAAGGAAAAGCUAACAAUAAAGUCUUUACAAGAAGUGGCAAAGGCAAAAGCUGCUCUGGAAACCGAAAAUGAGCAAUUAAAAAUUAUACUACAAGAAAAGCCUACUAAAGAAGGCAUCUAUUUUAACUUUCCAAACUUCCAAACGUUGUCAUAUUAA
This is a messenger RNA of Zophobas morio, 630 nucleotides long. RefSeq lists its product as uncharacterized. NCBI's taxonomy places the organism in Eukaryota, Metazoa, Arthropoda, Insecta, Coleoptera, Tenebrionidae. Bases 94 to 630 code for a protein of 178 amino acids. The transcript has 5 exons. The record is from RefSeq and is a predicted model, not a curated record.